GGGAAAAGUAAAACUGAAAGCUCGCACGAGACAGAACGCAAAACUCGUGACAUACUUUGCCAGUCUUAUCCAAAUACGUCUCCCUGGUGGCCUGUAUAGUAAAAAGACAGUCACUGUACGAGGGAAAGGUGUAAACCUAUCAGUUCGCUUGACCUUUAGCUACAUCUUAACGUGCAGUCCUAACUAUUACGGCAGGAAAUGUGAAUUGUAUUGCAAGGCGCCACCAAAUGGAAUCUGUAAAGUAUCGGGAAACCGUGUGAAUGUUAUCUGCAAGCGUGACUACUAUGGUACAGGGUGUGGCACUAAAUGUGUACCCUCAACCAAAUUCACAUGUGAUCAGAAAACAGGAGCCAAAAAAUGCAAGCCAUACUUCUUUGGCAAAGACUGUGACACGGAAUGCAAGCCUGGUGCAAACUACAAAUGUGACAGUUCUACUGGUAAAAAGAAAUGCAACAGAAGUUGGUAUGGCCCAAGAUGUGACGUAGAAUGCAGAUCAACAUCACUUAGCAAAUUCAAAUGUAAUCCAUUGACAGGCACUAAGGAAUGCAACAAAGAUUACUAUGGCAAAAACUGUCAGACGUAUUGUAAAGACACUCCUGCCACCCGAUACACGGUGGCAAGGUCUGCAAGCCAAACUAUUAUGGAGAUGAUUGUAAAGUGAUUUGCACGGGAAACAGUAGAUAUACAUGCGACCCAAAGACAGGAGCUAAAAUAUGCAAUGAAGGAUUAUUUGGGAAAUAUUGUAUAACACAAUGUCGACCUACUGGAAACAAAAUAUGUAACCCAUCAGGUAAACUUAUAUGUAAACCUGAUUAUUAUGGUAUGCAGUGCAAGACCUUUUGCGACGAUAGCGACUCAAACUAUAAAUGUGAUGCACGAGGCAAAAAGAUAUGCAACCUAGGCUAUUUUGGAACUGAUUGUCAGACAUUCUGUAAAGCUACAAAGACAUAUACCUGUGAUGACAAGACAGGGGAGAGAAAAUGUAGGAAGGGAUACUAUGGAAAGGAAUGCAAAGUAGAAUGCAUAGAUGGUCCUAGAUAUCAGUGCGACAAAGAAGGGAACAAAAUAUGCAGAACAAACUACCAUGGCAUGAAUUGUAAUGUACUUUGUAUAACUACAAUCGGAAAUACUUGCGACGAGCUAGGUAAUAAGAUAUGCAGGCAAUACUACUACGGGAAUGAAUGUUCCAAAAGGUGUGUACCGAGCCAGUCGUCGUAUUGCGGCAACACUGGUAAGAAGUUUUGCUAUGAAAAUUACUUUGGACCGGAGUGUCAAACAUAUUGUAAGGAGACGCCACAUUAUAUUUGUUCUCCAUCUGGUCAGAAGAUUUGCAGAGAAAAUCAAUUUGGAAGAAACUGUAACAAGAGAUGCAUCCCACAAUUGGAAUUCCAAUGCAAUACAACAAAUGGUGAGCGGGUUUGUAAUCGACAUUAUUUUGGUGUUAGUUGUUUAACAUACUGUAAAGAAAGCGUAUCUGCUAAAUGUGACAACAAAACAGGAGAAAAAAUAUGCAAAGAAAAUUUCUAUGGUGACUUGUGUAACGUUUCGUGUAUACCAGAAGAGACAUUUGGAUGUGACAAUAUCACAGGAGAAAGAAUAUG
This is a messenger RNA of Owenia fusiformis, 1601 nucleotides long. NCBI's taxonomy places the organism in Eukaryota, Metazoa, Annelida, Polychaeta, Sabellida, Oweniidae. The record is from the annotation of a GenBank genome assembly.